GAAACGUUAAAAAAAACUUCGUUUCGGCCCAAUCAUAGCAUCUCUGGUCAAUGCCGUGGUUAACAGAGACGUGGCAUCAGGCCCAAAUUCCAUUUCAUUACAGUUCACAAACUGAAAGGUAUUGAAUAGUUGCUCUAAUCCCUCAGAGACCCGAUUUAAAUCACACACCACAGCCAGAAUCCAAGAACCACAGAUGGGUGCUCCAUCCCAGACCAAACCACAAAGGUUAUGGUCGGAGGAUAGACACCUGCAGCCGGAGGAAGCAGCUGUUGCUUACAGUGUCAAACGGCACUUCCUAUCGGUCGGUCUUGAGAUCCUCAUUGGGAUUAUUGGACUGCAACUACGUCUACACGAUCAGAUUUAAGUAUGAUACGUAUACACUUAAUAUGCCUCAGAAAGCCAGACGAUUUUCGUCACGAGUAAAUCUGACGGUAAUUCCAGAUGUAAUAGCUAAUCAUCAUUGGCUUAUGUACAGAUCAGGUGGCAAUGCAAGGUUGUAAAGAUAACUAUCUCGAGCAAUCAAUGCUGAAGACCAGAGAGACAAAAACGAAAAUGAAGGGCAGAAUCAUGGAGUGGUUGCAGUACCAUCAGCAAAGAAUUGCCUUCUCACUCACAGUGCUACCAGCAUUGUGUCAGAAGGUGUCCUAAGAUUGUUCUGAUGUUUCAUCAUUUGAUACAAAGGGUAAAAAAAGGACAGUUCAACGACACAACGUCAAAAGCACCGAGAGAGACCAAAACAAUGAAAACCAUUACAGCAAAAGAUGUCAAGGAUUCAGAUGCAGAGAUGUCCGUGCAUCACACGCUCGGCAGAAGCCGGCAUCGGAUCAAGUGUUGGAUUAUGCAUCAGUAGAUCUUCACCAUCCAAAGCCAAAAUACGGACCAAGAAAAACAAACAAAACAAGAUUGGAGAUCUGCUGUUACUCAGUGGUGGCAAUAAGGUUAUUGGUUCGAUUCUGCCGGCAAGUGUCCUCACUGCUUUCAGAAGAGGGAGCUUGGUAUCCUCAUCGCAACAAUAUGUUCCACCCUCCGAUGGGGAAAAAAAGCAAACGGGGAUUUCAUGUAGAGAGAAAAUAUUCCGAAUAGCAAAUAAGCAGAGAAAAAUUAGAUGGCUCAGUUCAGCGGGAAAAUCGGCAUACAGAUCGAUCUCAUGUAGAGAGAGACCUGUGAUUUGGUCUGUUGAGCUUGAAUUUUACCGAGUCGUCACUGCCAUCUCACUUGAUACAAAGAACUGCUUACGACGAACAGAAAGAACGAUGCAUCCACCAUUAUCCGGAUGUGUUCUAAGCCUAGAGCCGGCAGAUCUAGCUUGACGUGGGAUGGAAUGAGGCGAGGUGCUCUGAACCUAAAGCUCG
Zea mays is the source of this 1352-nucleotide messenger RNA. RefSeq lists its product as uncharacterized. The transcript has a single exon. NCBI's taxonomy places the organism in Eukaryota, Viridiplantae, Streptophyta, Magnoliopsida, Poales, Poaceae. Bases 762 to 1310 code for a protein of 182 amino acids. The record is from RefSeq and is marked predicted.